UGUCGGAAGUGUUCGGCGCAGCUCGGCCGUGGAGGCGGGGCGCGACGCGUGUGGACGGAGCGCUUGACGCUUUUCUCCGCCGGAGACCAGAUGUUCAGAUCCUGCUGUCGUUUUGCGUGACCUCUGCAUGACCUCAACACUUUCCCGCUCUAACGCGUGUCGGCGUGAACCCGAAGAUGCGUCCGGAGUGACGGGAUCCGUCCAGCGCCGAGCACCCCGUCGUCUCCAGCAUGGACUUCCUGCAGAUGAAGCACCUGAAGAGGAAGCGGAAGAGCAACUACAGCGUGAAGGAGACGCAGACUCUGAUCCGAGAGAUCCACAAGCGGCGCGAGAUCCUGUUCUCCCGCCAGCAGAACAUGGCCAUCAACGAGCUGAAGCGGCGGGCGUGGGAGGAGGUGGCGGACAGCGUGAACGCCCUCGGUGAGGGCGAGCUGCGCACGGCGGCCGAGGUCAAGCGGCGGUACCUGGACUGGCGCGCGCUGAUGAAACGGAAGCAGCUCCAGGCCGAGUUGGCGACGGGGUUGAAGCAGGAGUUUGAAGCGUCGUCGCCCGACAACGACGCGUCUCUGGGUGGUGGCGACCAGUCGCUGGACCUCAGCGGCUUUUCCAAAGACUCGUCGUGCGACUGGCAGGACCUGACGGACCUCGGGGAGCCCAGCUCGCACACGCCUGGAGUCAAAAUGGAGGACGAUGAGGCCAGCAGCUACAGAUUGGAGGCGGAGGUUGGUGAAGGUGGUGAGGGUGAAGAAGACGAUGAAGACUGUUUCCCCAUCCUCCCUGAUAUGGACCGCGAGGGCCGGGUUUCUGAGGUCUUCGCUCACAUCGACGAAUUCGGCGUGCUGAGCUCCACGAAGCCUGCGUCGGGCCCGGCCGUGAGUCGAGACCUGGGGCUCGGAGUCGGGAGCGUGUGCGGGAUGGGCGUAGCUGGCCUGGGCCUGACCGGAGGGGAGAACACAAGCCUCCUGGUGGCGCUGGAGAGGCAGAGACUGGACCUGGAGAAGCACCGCUUACAGGUGGAGUCCGAGCGGCUGCAGGUGGAGAAAGAGCGCCUCCUGGUGGAGAAGGAGCGGCUGAGGCAGGGCGAGGUGGAGAGAGAGCGGCUGCAGCUGGAGAAAGAGCGUCUGCAGGUGGAGCGGGAGCGACUGCGACUGCAGCUGCAGCAGAACACGCCCCUCCAGCAGAGCCCCGCCCCCUCUACGUCUGUGGCCACGCCCACCACGUCGUCCUCCGCCCCCUCGUCGUCCUCACUGGACGGGGAGAAGGACAGGAAGAUGGCUUGGCCGACGGCGGUGGAUCUGGAGGCGGAGAAGCUGAAGCUAGAGAAAGAGCGCCUCCUGCUGGAGAAGGAGAGACUGCAGUUCUUCAAGUUUGAGUCGGGGAGACUGCAGAUUGAGAAGGAGCGCCUGCAGGUGGAGAAAGAGAGGCUGCAGCUUCACAAAGAUGGACAACAGAUGGCGCUGCACUCGUGAAGCGCCGUGCGUGUAUAGCUAGGUAGGGAAAGAUUGGGACCGUAGUUAUCCAUUCAUUUUAACGGGGGAAAAAAAUCUGUUUUUUUGUGUGUUUUUUUGCACUUUAAAUAAAGCAAUUCUAUUUCUGUGAGACGUUUGAAAAAGAAAAAAGGCAAGCAAUGAUUGCGAGACAUUUAUAGACAAGACGCACGUGGACUCAGUUUUGAAAAUAUGUUUUUAAAAAUAGAUACUGAAAGAUAAGUGGAUGCCAGGAAUUACCUCA
Puntigrus tetrazona (Sumatra barb) is the source of this 1731-nucleotide messenger RNA. RefSeq names its product Myb/SANT-like DNA-binding domain containing 4 with coiled-coils (gene msantd4). Lineage: Eukaryota; Metazoa; Chordata; Actinopteri; Cypriniformes; Cyprinidae. The record is from RefSeq and is a predicted model, not a curated record.